Molecule: messenger RNA, 2003 nt
Organism: Calidris pugnax (ruff)
Lineage: Eukaryota; Metazoa; Chordata; Aves; Charadriiformes; Scolopacidae
Gene: ST8SIA6
Product: ST8 alpha-N-acetyl-neuraminide alpha-2,8-sialyltransferase 6
Exons: 9
Coding region: 82-1290 (402 amino acids)
Biological process (GO): oligosaccharide metabolic process; N-glycan processing
Molecular function (GO): alpha-N-acetylneuraminate alpha-2,8-sialyltransferase activity
Source: RefSeq, a predicted model, not a curated record
GGCCGCCUCCCCCUCCCCGCAGCCUGCCUUAAAUACUAUGGGGCGGCCGUAGCUGCGGCGGGCGCCGCUGCCGAGCGCACCAUGCGGGCUGUCAUCGCCUUGGCCGCCGCGCUGGGCAGCCUGCUGCUGGGCGGCUGCCUCCUGCGCCUGGGCGGCCAGCAGCCCCUCCGCGCCAGGGGCUGGGAGGAGGAGGAGGAGGAGGAGGCGGGAGCGGCGGCUGUCACGCCGAAAGUGGGGCGAGCCCUCAGGUCCCCCUCAGCCGCCCUCCCUCAGGCCGGGAACAGAACAACUGUUAAUAAAAAUGGAAUCUACCAGUUUGAACAGGCUUCAAAAUGUAAGGCAAUUCAGGACAACAUUUUGUCAUCAUCUAUCAAGAAGAAAAGAUACUCAGAAGAUUAUUAUCUUCACAUAGUCACAAAACUGCAGAACUGCACCUGGAUAAGGAGACCAGAAGAAUCUACAAAAUUCAGGUCAGAAUUAGCUUCCUGCUGUGAUGCAGUUCACAAUUUCAUUGCUUCUCAAAACAACACCCCACUGGGAAGUAACAUGAGUUACGAAGUGGACAGUAAAAAGACCGUCCUCAUUACAGAGGACAUUUUUAAGAUGCUGCCUGUGUCCUCUCCUCUUUCAGUCUAUCCCUUCAAGACCUGUGCUGUGGUUGGAAAUGGAGGCAUUCUGAAAAAUUCCAGCUGUGGAGCUGAAAUUGAUCGUUCUGACUUUGUGUUUAGGUGUAACCUCCCUCCAACCACGGGAAGCAUUAGCAAAGAUGUUGGCAAUAAAACAAACCUUGUGACUGUUAAUCCGAGUAUCAUAGCUCAGAAAUACAACAAGCUAAAUGAGAAGAAGACAGAAUUUCUGGAUAACAUUGCAGUCUAUGGAGAUGCUUUCCUUUUACUGCCAGCAUUUUCCUUCAGAAGCAAUACAGCCACUUCUUUUAAAGUAUAUCACACUCUACAAGAGUUCAAAGCAACCCAAAGGGCAAUAUUUUUUCACCCCACCUAUCUGAAAAGUCUAGCCCAGUUCUGGAGAACUAAAGGUGUGAAAGCCUACCGGUUGUCAUCUGGUUUUAUGAUCACUAGUGCAGCUCUUGAGCUGUGUGAGAAUGUGAAGCUCUAUGGCUUCUGGCCUUUCUCAAAAUCCACAGAGAAGAUGCCAAUCAGCCACCACUAUUACGACAACCAACUGCCUAAACCAGGUUUCCAUGCAAUGCCCAAAGAAUACAACCAGAUCCUUCAGCUUCACAGCAAAGGCAUUUUGAAGGUGCAGUUUGGUAAAUGUGAAUCAGACUAAAAAGUUCAAGAGCUGCAAGUGAGAAGACGGGGGAAUGGAGAGGCUCUUCGUGGGGCUGCUCCUAAGGGAUGACAAAUCCAUGGUUUUUCUUUGCAGAGACUGUUCCACGUGUCAAAAUGUAAUUUCAUCAAGUUUCCACGAUAGCUCUUGCCCAGAGGUUUCGUUGUCUCUUAAAAAGUGACUCGUUUGCGUUCAUUUCGGUCCCGUUCUUUUCAAUGCGAUUGUCCCAGCAGAGCUUGCCCACCCUUGGAGCUGGUAUAAUUGUGCUCCUCCACACGCGCCAAGCUCUGUGUGAAGCUGCUAGUGGAGGCUCUGCUCCUGCUGUUUCCAAAAAGGGUCUCUCAAACUCUCCCAACGCUGAACUUGUUUAUGUUUUCAGAUGUGAGCUUGAUAUUGUCUGAGUAGAAUGUGUGCAGCGUAACAUAGAAGUGUCUCUGCGCAGGAUGUAGGAGGAGGCACGGAAAGCCCCUCAACCGUGUGUGUGCUUUUAUUACAGAAAACCAAGAUGAAUUUGUAUAGUUGAGUCAUCUGUUACGGCUGAUUUAAUUUGUACUUUGUUUUCAUGUUUUAAGUGCCUAAUGAUUUUUUGUCGAGGAGGCAAUGAUUUCAGUGUUACAACGCGUACUUAGAGUUCUGCACUUGUUACCUGUUCUGUACUAGAAUAUUUUUGCAGUUUCUGUUUGGAAAUAAAGACCUAUUAGGCAUAAUUGUGA